Molecule: messenger RNA, 1701 nt
Organism: Magallana angulata
Lineage: Eukaryota; Metazoa; Mollusca; Bivalvia; Ostreida; Ostreidae
Exons: 1
Coding region: 1-1665 (554 amino acids)
Molecular function (GO): zinc ion binding
Source: RefSeq, a predicted model, not a curated record
AUGGAUCCGCAUACUAGUGCCCAGGAUGUGCACCGGUGUGACCUUUGUGAGACCGCCAUAGCACACAGCUACUGUGACUUUUGUCAUGUCAACCUCUGUAUACCAUGUAUAGGCAAACACAUUUCAGAUGAAUAUGACCAUCAUAAAAUUGUUCCUUUUCAGAAACGAAGAUCAACUCUUAUUUAUUCGAAAUGUAAAACACAUCUACAUAAAAACUGUGAAUUCCAGUGCAAUGAUUGUAACAAUAUCUUUGUUUGUUCUUUCUGCAUCGCCUCCAAACAGCACAAGGGACAUAACUUUAUAGAAGUUGCAGAAGUUUACAAGACAAAGAAAGAUCAUAUGAAGAGAGAUAUAAAAGAGUUAAAAAACCAUAUUUCCCCUACAUAUGAAGAAAUUGCACUGGACUUAGAAAAUCAGCUAGCCAACCUAGAUGGGGGAUAUGAGAAACUUACAACAACGAUGUCGAAACAAGGAGAGCAAUGGCACAGAGAAAUCGACGUCAUCAUCAACAAAAUGAAAACUGAAGUCAGUGAGAUAAAAGUAAAACACAAAGAACUUUUACAGAAACAUUUGAAAGAAAUCAAACAGAUACAAUCUCUCAUAAAACAAACCUUUCUGGCCUUGAAGAAAAUUGAGAAAACCACUGAAGUAUCUCCUACCAUUGAAUACAGUUCUAAGACCAAAGAGUUCAGCAAGCUACCACCCAAGGUUAAGGUUACACUGCCAACAUUCAUUCCAAAACCAAUAGACCGUGACAAGCUGUAUUGUUGGUUUGGACAGAUCACCCCAUUAUCUACUGAUACAAAAGAUAAUGUCUUGUCACUGAACAAACAAUUCACCUCAGUCAAAGAACUACUGGAUGAGCCGAAACUUACUGCCAAAAUACAGACUGGGUAUUUAAAACUACUCUGUGUUACUUGUGUAACUGAAGAAAGGAUAUGGACGAGUGGAAUAUCCAAUGAUAUCAAAUGCUUCAAUAUCAAAGGUUCAACACUCCACACAAUCCAUAAAAAAUCAGGUUUUUGGCCCAAUGAUAUAGCUGUAGACAGUGAUGGGGACCUACUGUAUUCAGACGGUGAAGCAAGAACAGUGAAUAAAGUAAAGAAUGGACAGACAAAAGAGAUAAUUAGAUUACAGGGAUGGAUGCCUCAUAACCUGUGUGUCACCUCUACUGGUGAUCUCCUGGUUAGUAUGUACAGUGAUGAUGAAACUCAAUCCAAAGUUGUCCGUUAUUCGGGAUCUACAGAGAAACAAACCAUUCAAUUUGAUGGUGAAGGUAAACCUAUGUACUCCGGGAAUGUUACAAUUAAAUACACAACAGAGAAUAGAAACCAUAACAUUUGCGUUGCUGACUUCGAUGCUUGUGCAGUAGUGGUGGUUAAUCAGGAUGGGAAACUCAGAUGGAGAUACACCGGUCAUCCCUCGGUUAAAGAAAAUGAACCAUUUAAACCCUGUAGUAUCACAACAGACAGUCAGAGUCGUAUCCUGACAUCAGAUAGAUACAACCAUUGUAUCCACAUUCUGGAUCAGCGUGGAAAGUUUCUCCGAUACAUAAAUAAUUGUGAUCUGAAGGAUCCCUUUGGUUUAUGUGUUGACAAUAACGACAAUCUAUUUGUGUGCGAGUUUAAAACAGGCAAUGUAAAGAAAAUCAAAUUUUUAGAGUAGACAAAUUGAAUAAAAUUUGAAGCAAAUUAAACAAAA